AACGCUAAAGUCGUGUGAGAUUGGUUUUUAUUUUUUAAUCAGUUUAAAGUGAAAAAUCGAUAGUGUGACCUUAACAUUAAAAGUGGUGCAAUGUAUUGAUCAAAGUUUAAUAGGUUGAAAGUAGGGCAGUAACCAUCAACCAUGGACGACCGCACGGUGGACCUGAUCUUUGCCGGCUCGCUGAAGUCCCUGCCUCCAGUCAGCUCCAAGAUCGUGAGGAUAUUCACCAGCUCCACCUUCACUGACACAACCAUGGAAAGGAACACCCUUAUGGCCAAAUGUUACCCCCGCAUCAAGGACUACUGUCGAGAGAAGCACGGACUCGAGUUUCAGGUGGUUGACAUGCGCUGGGGCGUUCGAGACGAAGCUACCGACGAUCACAUGACCACCGAGCUGUGUAUGAGAGAGAUAAAAAAUUGCCAGAGACUCUCAAUGGGACCCAACUUCGUUGUGUUCCUGGGACAGAAAUAUGGUUACAGACCAAUCCCCACAUACGUCCUUUCAUCGGAACUUCAGAUGCUACGUGACGAACUAGCAGCCGGGGGCGUCGACGUAAUUUUGUUGGACACCUGGUACAAGAAGGAUUCGAACGCCGUACCCCCCGUCUCCGUCUUGCAGCCGAUUUCUUCUAUACUCAUCAAUUUUAAUAACAAAAGAGUCCCAAAACUCCAGGCAGAAGACCAGGCAGUAUGGUGGGACACGCUCUGUAAGAUGCAGAAAUUGUUCCGAAAAGCUUCCCUUCAACUCUACAACAGCGGAAAAAUAGAUAAAGACUCCAUGCAUAACUACUUCAUGUCUGUGACCGAACGCGAAGUAAUAAACGGCGUGCUCAACGUCAAGAACACCAAGAACCACUGCCUCGCCUACGUCCGCUACAUCAACAACAUCAACCUUCAGAACCUGAAGAAGGCCAGCAACUUUGUGGACAUCCUCAACCGCUCGCUGGACAACGAGGCUUCCAAGUUGUUAGCUGAUCUGCGGGACGUCAGGCUGCCGAAUAAGAUUGAGACUACCAAUAUGCAGAAAUACACGGUGGAGUGGAUUGGGCGAGAGGGCUUAGACAAUGAGACACACGGCGAAUACCUCAACCACUUCAUAUCACACUUCUACAAGAAUAUCAUCAAGCUAGUGGACCGAGCAAUGCGCAAAGAAGACAGCAGUGCCCAAGGUCAGAUAGUGACGGAAAUUCUUCAGCAUCUCCACGCUUGCAACAAUUCCGUUAAGGUCUUCCACGGGCGAGAAGAUGAUCUGAACUUCGUCGAGAACUACAUGAAGAACGGGUCUGAUAAACCACUGGUUUUGUACGGAGAAGGUGGCUGCGGUAAAACCAGUCUACUCUCAAAGAGUGCAGCCAUGUGUCUCGAGACCUGGUUCGCUGAAGUACGGCCCACCAAUAUCAUCAGAUUUCUUGGAACUACACCUGACUCCAGCGCGCUUACUCCGACGCUUAUAUCCAUUUGUCAGCAAAUUUCCUACAACUUCGCGCUCCCCUUCGAAAGCAUCCCCGAUGACCUGGUGCCCCUCACAGCACAUUUCAAACAACUCCUCACCAUGGCUACAGCUCAGCAGCCUCUGCUUCUAUUCCUGGAUUCUGUAGACCAGCUAACGGGUAUUGGGACAGAGAAUAACAAGGUGUCUUGGUUGCCAACAAGAUUGCCGCCGCAUUGUAAGAUCAUAGUAACCUGUGCCUGCGAGGAAGUCAACCCUGAGGUCUCCAAGGAGUAUGACGUGCUCCGCCGCAUGAUUGAUUCUGAGGAGAACUUUUUAGAAGUCACGGCGCUGGGUGAGGAUCUCGCCAUGCAGGUCCUGAAGUUAUGGAUGGCCUCUGCUGCUCGGGACUUGUCGAACUACCAGUGGCGUUUGGUGUCCAACGCUAUAGGGAGCUGUUCGCUGCCGAUCUUCGUCAAACUGGUGUUUGCUGAGGUCUGCAGAUGGAGAAGCUACACGAAACCUCAGGACACCCAUCUCGCUUCCACAGUCAUGGACUCCAUCAUGAUGCUGUUCGAGAGGAUCGAAAAACAGCAUGGCCGUCUUCUGGUAUUCCACGCUCUGGCUUACAUCACAGCAGCUCGCAGCGGCCUCUCAGAGACGGAGCUUGAAGAUUUGAUCUCCUUGGACGACAAGGUGCUGGAUGACGUGUACCAGUACCAUUUGCCGCCGGUUAGGAGGAUCCCACCUCUGCUGUGGACCAGGAUUCGCAAUGAUCUCCCAAACUACUUGUCCGAGCGAGAGGCCGACGGCGUCUCUGUAAUGAACUGGUACCACAGGCAGUUCCGAGACACCGCUCGCGAGCGUUACUUCAAGAAUAUGAACAUGGCCAUGUACUUCCACUCUAUGAUUGCUGAUUAUUACCUCGGUAUAUGGGGCGGAGGCAACCCCAAACCUUUUAAAUACACGGAGAUCCAACGUCACCGUUUCAACCUAGCUGACCGCGAGGGCGUAGCUGACAGGAAGGUGCCUCUACAGCCUCUGGUCUUCACUUCAGUUGAUGGGUCUACCAAGAGAUACAAUCUGAGAAAGUUUGGCGAGCUGCCCUUCCACCUGGUCCGCUCCAAACGCUUCACUGACCUCUACGCCGAAGUACUUUUCAAUUACGAGUGGCUCCACGCGAAGCUCAACUGCUGCCCGCUGCAAGCUGUUUUAGCUGAUUUCGAAGACGCCAAGCUGCAUGUAAACAAAGAUGCUGUCAGAGAACUGAUGCUAGUAGCCGACGCCCUCCGCCUCGGCGGGGCCAUCCUGGGCACCUACCCCGACAUGUUAGCCCCCCAACUAGUCGGCAGACUCCUCCCCGAAGCCCCCCACAACCCGGCCGUCGCAUCACUGUUGAAACAGUGCCAUGAUAAAGGAAAGAACCACUGCGCGUUGCUGCCUUCGCAUCAUUGUCUGCACACUCCUGGGGGGCCUUUGAAGUAUUCCUUAGAAGGCCACCAGUUCGCCGUCUUCGCGUUCCGCCUCUCCUCGGACAAGCGCUACGUCGUCUCCAUCUCCAGCCGAGUGAUCUCCUGGGACCUGUCGACCUCGGACCUGGCCAGGGACCUGUGCCCGCAGCUGGAGGGCAUCAUGCAGAACUUGGAGCUGUCGCCGGAUAAUAAGUGGGCUGCGGCAUCUACUAAUAACUCUGUGUCUAUGCUGCUGAAUAUGCUGACCAGUGAAUACGUGACGAUCGAAAAUCCACUAGACGAAGGAGAGACAGUCCGCGGUGUAUCAGUACUGAACCAUCACAUGUUUAUCUACGGGCCAAACUCCUGGGUUCGGUUUUCGAUGAGAGGCGAGCACCAGGAAACCGUACCGGCACCGGAUCCGGCACCGUAUGAUGAAGUCACCUGGGAGAUACUUUCCAUGGAGUUCCGUGACCUGGAAAACUUCCAGCUGAUCAUGUGGAGCGGAGACCUGGACGAGGAUCGACUGCUGGUGCACUACAAAAAAGGGGGAGAGUGGGUGACGCCCCUAAGGUGUAGGGGUGCUCUUGCCUUUAACAAGGGAUGGAAUAGAAUUUAUACUAGUGAUCCAAAGAGGGGGUAUCAGAUUUCUAUCUUUGAGCUAAAUGAAGAACAGCUUUGCUGGGAGAAGAUCCAAGAGCUGUAUCAUAAAGAGACUGAUACUGCUGAAGCGAUGCUUCAGCUGAAACGAGGGAAGAAGGACAGGAUGCUUCUAGCUACAACCACAUACAGCUUCGUGGUGUGGGAUUUCGAUAGCAGGAUCGAUAGAUCCAAACACGUCGACGAAAGCAAAAAAAAGAAGAAAGAUGAUGACGACAAGAAAGAAGAAGAAGAAGAAGAAGAGAAAAUAGAUGAUAAACCGGAAAAGGAUAUGUCUCUGGAAGGCAUCGUGCUCAAACUUCCUCGCACCAUCCGUAAUAUUUCGACCAAAAUGACGCUCUCCAACUCCUUUAUGAUCAGCAAUAACAACACUUAUGCCGUCGCUGGCGUCAGAAAAAGCCUCUACGUCUGGAGCUUAGAAACCACGCAACUAAUCAAAGUCCUGGACGCGCACUUCGGCCGAAUUGUCCAGUUGGAGCCCCUGGCUGUCGGCAGCUGGAACAACGUCAUCACCUCCUCCAUCGACAGGACUGUCAAGAUCUGGAACAUUGACAACAUCUUCGAACAGGUCCACAAGAUCGAUCGCCAGGAGUUACCCAUUGAUGCACAAAGUUUGGCCCGAGACCAGCGUCUAGCAGCUACAGUGACCCGCAGCUGCUGGGGUCUCUGGGACACCAGCACAGGCCAUCUUCUGGCACAGCUAGCUGAUGCUCCUCUAGGUGCCAUCGUCACCCACGCGGUGAUAACGCCGAGCGGAGAGAACGUCAUCACUGCAGAGUCCGGCAAUGUUAUUAUCUGGGAUACGCAAGAAAAACAGGUGGUCUUCAAAGAGGAGCAGAAAGGAGUGAAGCAAGUAUUGUUCCUAGAGGAUGGUGCUAAGUUUGUUACAAUCUCCGUUGAACUGGCCACCGACAAUAUAGACAAUGUUGCCGUUGCCAACAUUAUAACAAGGACAAUACCUGAUGGAGAGAAAAUCUACGCAGUAGACUACGAAGUGCGAGGCAUAGGGUACCGUUCAGCAGUGGUAUCCGCCGACGAGCACCACAUCGUUGCUCCCGGCGUUGACAAGUCGUCAAGAGACUGUCUUCACGUGCUGCAUUCAAGGACUGGUGCUAGAUUGCACAGAAUCCCGAUAAAGAACAGCGGCAUAAAGGACAUGCAGUCGAUAGUGGCACUUCCACACAAGCCAAACUGGGUAGCCGUCGUCGGCAACGACAAAGCCGCCAUACUCGAUAUAAAGACCAAGAGACUUGUCAGAUUUGUCCCUCGCUGGAACGGGGCCUGCACCCGCGACGGCAAGUUCGGCCUCUGCGCGCCCUCCCGCGGCGGCCUCGACCUCAUCGAACUGAAGAGAGGCAACUCCGUGCAGCAGCUGAUCUCCAGGGCCGCUGAGGGGGUGUUCUCCAUCAUCACCAUGUUCAGCUCCGACGACCAGUACGUGUUUUACUACCACAGCGGGAGGAAGACGCUUAGGGUGUUCAGAACAAUAGACGGAAAAGCAGUGGCCGAAUACAGAGCCCCAGCCGAAGUUACGGGGGUAGCCAGCGCCCAUGGGGGUAAAGCUGUCACCAUAGCUUCUCAAGAUGGCUGCCUAACCAUACUUAACAUCGAGGACCCUCAUGCAUAGAUCAUCCAUAUACAAAGCGGUAAAUACGGGCCCCAGUCGAAGUGACGGCCGAGGCUAGGGUCCAUGGAGGCAAAGCCGUUGCCAUAGCUUCUCAAAAUGGAUGCCUUACCAUACAUAACAUCGAAUAUCCUUAUGCACAAAACGUUAGGUACCGCGACACGCGACGCUGCCGAACUUGCCGAACACUCGACCGUAAUAUCUGACAACAGUAUUGCUCCCACGCCCAAUAGUAAUUUAAAUGAGCUUUUGAUCCCACCGGUGAUGCUAAUGGCCACACAGAGGUUACGUGAUCCCACCGGUGAUGCUCAUGCCCACACAGAGAAAUUUACGUGAUCCCACCGGUGAUGCUCAUGGCCACAUAGAGAAGUUUACGUGAUCCCACCGGUGAUGCUCAUGGCCACACAGAGAAGUUUACGUAAUCCCACCGGUGAUGCUCAUGGCCACAUAGAGAAGUUUACAUGAUCCCACCGGUGAUGCUCAUGGCCACACAGAGAAGUUUACGUGACCCCACAGAGAAGUUUACGUGAUCCCACCGGUGAUGCUCAUGGGCACACAGAGAAGUUUACGUGAUCGUUGAUGGCAGCCACCGUGUUAACUCGCGGUCGCGGGACAUUUAUCGCUUAAUGCAUCCCUGGCCUUAAUGUAAUAAUAAUAAGAAUCCGUGUAGUAUUUUCCCUGGGUUUAUCCACCUAGUUAUGCUAUUAUAAAAUUUAUAAACGAUAAAACAAAAUAGUCAAAAAAAAUUAAAAUAUUUAGUUAUAAUGAGCAGUAGGUAUAACUAAAUGGAUCCAAUUAGGGAACAAAUCAAAUUAUUCUAUGAAAUAUUUUGUAUUGUUUUUUAAGCACGUACUGCUCGCCCUUAGAGUUGGACAAAGGCGCUUAGCCUUUCAAAGAUAGCAUACACCAGAGAAUUUAGGACGGGUACCGCCGUGGCCGGGUGGUCUAGUGGUCAGGACGUUAGCCGCGUAAGCUGAAGACACGGGUUCGAUUCCCGCCUCGUUCACCGGUGGACUUGAUUAAUUUUUCUUUAGUGUAAGUUAUCUAUUUCAGUUUAUAGGCAAGAAAAUCUGACUUCGAUUUUCACAUGUUAAUUUUAGUUUACAAAUGGAUCCAUUUAGUUAUAGUAUAGGUAUAGGUAACUAGGUGAAUAAACCCUUUUCCCUGAGUAGAUAUGUCGGGAAUGUUAUUUUAUUAUUGAGAAAAUGACUGUGAUAAGGGAAUUGUGUGGAUUAAAUCAUAUUUAAUUGUUUACUUACUUAGGAGUUAGUAGAGUGUUAAAUGUAGAAAUAUUAUAAUAAUUGUAUGUAGAAGAAUUACUGGAUAAUCUAGAAAAUGAUAAUGACAGAUUAGUAAAUAAUAGAAGGAUUCCCCCUUCAUAAGGAUAAGGGUUCAAGAAGGAUAAGCAAGGAGUACAAAUGACAAAACGUAUCUUUUAGCUUCUUAGUGGCCCCUAACGGCCGCUUGAAUGUACCAAAACUUAUUUUGAAUUCAAUACUGUGACACUUGACAUCAUUCAAAUAGUCUCCAUGAUU
This is a messenger RNA of Cydia strobilella, 6698 nucleotides long. RefSeq names its product NACHT and WD repeat domain-containing protein 2. The transcript is spliced from 34 exons. The record is from RefSeq and is a predicted model, not a curated record. Lineage: Eukaryota; Metazoa; Arthropoda; Insecta; Lepidoptera; Tortricidae. Bases 142 to 5166 code for a protein of 1674 amino acids. Gene Ontology annotation, molecular function: protein binding.